AUGCUACAAUUCAUCGCAAGCUCGCGGCUCAAGAUUCUAAGCUCAAGCAACGGUUUACUCCUCUGUCUUCAUGGAACAGAAUUAUUUAUCAUCAAUCCAGCAACUUGUUACCUUUUAGACAUUCCCCUCCCCAACCACUUGCAGCAGCGAAGGAAUUUUCCUAGUGUCUCCAUGACACUGGAAUGUGACUCUGAUGAUUACAGGUUGAUUCUUUUUGACAAUGAAGAGUGGAGUUCACAUUUUGAUUGCCAUGUUUAUAGUCAUAAACAAGGUGCUUGGAGCUUAAGAAAGAACCGUUUCUUUGCUGGUUCUAGGAAUUUGAAUUUUGACAAGCCUGUGAUUUGCAAUGGCGCCAUUCACUUCAUCUCGGAUUGCUACAGGUAUCUUGCUAAAGAUAGCACUCAUUUUAGGCCUUAUAUCAUGUCUUAUGAAAUCACAACCGGCGAUGAAGAUGGAAGUGUUGAAACCAAGUUAUUAAGGGUUCCUAAAGAAGCAAGAAGGGGCUCCCAUGAUGACAGUUGCAAUAUGAAUAUUUUCAAGUGGGGAGCAGUUGCUGGCCAUCAAACUAUUUGCUUAGUGAGAUUGAGAAAGCGUGUGUUUACGGUUUGGAUUCUAACAAACUAUGAAUCGAGUUCGUGGAGAAGGAUCUUGAAGGUGAGAGUGAAAGGAAUGGGUUUAGUGGAACAGAAUCCUGAGAUCAGAGGCUUUACCGUUUUGAAUGGUUAUCUUGUUUUUGCUACGAAAAAGAAGGUGUACACAUAUGGUUUAACUAGUGAGAAAUAUAUGGUGCUCUCGAAAAUUUGUGACCAUGGGUGUGAAUCUAGAUUUGUUCGUUUUGUUCCUUAUUCAGAUACUCUUCGUCCAUGUGGAAUUGGUGCCAAAAGUUUGCGUCCUUAUCUUCAAUUAAGGAAACAUGACCAAGCCGAAAAAGUUAGAAUUAGACCCGUUAAAUGA
Molecule: messenger RNA, 954 nt
Organism: Arachis ipaensis
Lineage: Eukaryota; Viridiplantae; Streptophyta; Magnoliopsida; Fabales; Fabaceae
Product: F-box/kelch-repeat protein At3g06240-like
Source: RefSeq, a predicted model, not a curated record